AGUGAGGACAGCGCUACGGUGGCCGCCGAGGGACGGCGCUACGGCUCCCACGCUGGGACAAACGCCUCCGGCCCGGCCCGGGCGCGCCCUCUCCUCGGCGCCGGAGCCAGCCGGGGGCAACUGAAGGGCCGCGCGAAGCGACCCGGCCUUCGGCGGCAUGUGCCCGCCCCGGCGUCGCACCUCCCGGGCACAGGCUCAACCGCUGGCCUGGUCCCCAGCGCCGUCGGCCUGCCGCAUGGUUCCGGACACCGGCACCGCCACGGAGAGGGCACCGGGCCGACACCUUCCCCAAGGCUCAGCUGGGGGCUCCUAGGUGCUGAUGACACCUAUGCUAGCCAUCUGGACUACCACUGCAAAAUAGCACUGCCGCCCGGGCCCAAUGCCGGUCAUGCCCAUCCCGCGGCGGGUGCGCUCCUUCCAUGGCCCGCACACCACCUGCCUGCACGCGGCUUGUGGGCCAGUAAGAACCUCUCACCUGGCUCGCACCAAGUACAACAACUUCGAUGUGUACAUCAAGACCCGCUGGCUUUACGGCUUUAUUCGCUUCCUGCUCUACUUCAGCUGCAGCCUGUUCACAGCAGCCCUCUGGGGUGCGCUGGCCGCGCUCUUCUGCCUGCAGUACCUGGGUGUGCGCGUGCUGCUGCGCUUCCAGCUCAAGCUGUCAGUGCUGCUGCUGCUGCUGGGGCGCAGGCGCGUGGACUUCCGUCUCAUGAACGAGCUGCUCAUCUACGGCAUCCAUGUGACCAUGCUGCUGGUUGGGGGUCUGGGCUGGUGCUUCAUGGUCUUUGUGGACAUGUGAGGGCCCAACCUCCAUGGGGCUCCUGAUUAUGCUAUAGGAAGUUUCCUUCCUUGAAGGGUGGGGCUGGUAGGGGCCUUUUUUUGCCCCAUCCCAAAAGUAAGGCCUGAAGCACACACUCCCACUAAGGAGACCAAAGGGCUGAGACUACUCUGAGGGGAAGACCACACCGUCUCCCGUCGGCUUCUACGCCACCUUCCAGUGCAUUCUCCCAGAUGUGACGUCUUUCUCAGCUUUGCCUGUGCAUUUUCAAGUCGUCCAGUGGGUGGCCCAUCUGUCUUUUCUGCACUGAGACCUGUGUGACAUUCUCACCAACAUCAGGCUCAACCAGUGGGCCAUGCAGGGGCGCCUCUGGGCUAUGCAGCCCCUUUAUGUGCCCUGUUCUUGGCUCUAGCCUCAGGGACCCAUCUGGCUAUAUAAGCAGACACUACUGCCACUAAUUGUGCCCCGUUCUGAGCUGCUUCAAUCCUAAACCCAUGAACUACUCUCUGCUGUCACCAAGUGGCUGUGUCAGGCCUCAGAGUCACCUUGAUUAGCACAGGUGAGGUCUAGCAGUACAUGGCACUGGCUGGUCCUCAGUACAAGGGAACACAACCACCAAGGCUUGGACUCCAGAGCAGGGGCUGGUCCACACCUUGGGUAGGUCUGUAUGUCAGGCCCUGUUAGAGCUCUGAAAAUGUAAGGCGCCUUGGAAGCCACCGUCACUUAGACCUGGGAGGAGUUUUCACUGUCUCUGGGGGAUGGAGGCCUCUAGCAGCCUCCCAAAGUCUUAGCCAGACCAGUGGAAAAGGAGGAGCAAACCGAUUAUACCUUCUCCGUGGUAUUUACCUGUGCCAGUGGGCAGCCUGGGUGGGCUAGCUGCACCUUCCCCACCUGGCUGUUAGGCCUAGUUUGUGAGAUUAAAAAAAAAGAAGGGAGUACCUGACCCCUUUGGUCUCUAUCAGGAGUGAGAUGUGGCUGUCACUGCUGACGGGGCCUGGGUGACGAGUGAAGUGCUUUGAGUUGUAAUCCCAGGGGCAUUGAGCAUAUCCAGCCAAGAUAUGCUUCAUCCUAAAUUGUCACCCUACCCCUGGGCAUGGGGUGGCCCCUUUGACCUAACCCUGUCAGGAAAACCAGUUGUGUUCCACUGACGAGAAACUUGAAGAAACCCAAACAGGGAAAGCAAAGAUGUAAGACUGUUGACCUCGCUCUUUAAUUUGUAGCCAGCUGUGCCCAUUGGUCUAGCAGGAGGGCUCAUGGAGGAAGUCUGUGCCUCCCAGGACAGCAGGUGAGGUGCCUUCCCAAUGGACCCCGCUGUUGCUCGCUUGCUGCCAAGAAUUGUUUGCACUAAAUCCCACUCUCCCCCAAAGCAGCAUUGUUCUUUGUUUAUUAGCUCAUGCUCCUCAGAGCAGCCUGAAGCCCAUUUGCUGGGUGAUGGUGGGUGUGUCAGAGGGCUGGUGGUGGGAGGGAAUGACAGGACCUUGUCAGUCAUUGCACACCCAGCUGCCCAGUGUCCUGAGUGCCUGUUAAAUUCUUUAUGAGAUGAAUCACCUGCAUUAAACCUAUUUUUUUAAUGUGCC
Messenger RNA from Meriones unguiculatus (Mongolian gerbil), 2355 nucleotides. It is a transcript of the gene Tmem250, whose product is annotated as transmembrane protein 250. The transcript has 2 exons. Lineage: Eukaryota; Metazoa; Chordata; Mammalia; Rodentia; Muridae. The coding region runs from base 380 to 799 and encodes 139 amino acids. The record is from RefSeq and is a predicted model, not a curated record.